GAGAUUGGCGUCUAAGAUAAAGACCUCAGGACUCCUCUGUGCUCAAGCUCUAUACUUCAACUUUUGCUUUGAGAAAGCAAAGUUUUCGAGUAAGUUAAGCUUUGCUAUCUGAUGAAGGAGAGAGGAAGGCUCUCUUGGAGGAGAGGGCCUGCCUGUGAACACCAUCACCACCAUUAACAAAGAUCAAACAACUUUCUUCUGAAGAAACAAGCUAACCCCAUUUGCUAUACAGUGAACACAAGGCUUGAGGACCAAAAAACGACAUCUGGAGAGAAUUGUCAAAUAAGCAGAUGGAUACAAGCAAGUAUGUGAGGUAUACGCCAGAGCAAGUGGAGGCUCUGGAGAGGGUGUAUAGUGAAUGCCCCAAGCCUAGCUCUUUAAGAAGGCAGCAGCUUAUCAAGGAGUGUCCUAUCCUCGCUAAUAUUGAACCUAAACAAAUCAAAGUCUGGUUUCAAAACCGCAGAUGCCGUGAAAAGCAGAGGAAAGAAGCCUCCCGUCUUCAGACAGUGAAUAGAAAACUGACUGCCAUGAACAAGCUGUUGAUGGAAGAGAAUGACCGAUUACAGAAGCAGGUCUCACACUUGGUGUAUGAAAAUGGGUACAUGCGGCAGCAACUGCAAACCGCUUCUGCAACGACCACAGACAAUAGCUGUGAGUCUGUGGUCAUGAGUGGUCAGCAUCAACAACAAAACCAAACAUCUCAGCACCCUCAGAGGGAUGCUAACAACCCAGCUGGUCUUCUCGCAAUAGCUGAAGAGACCCUGGCAGAGUUCCUUUCCAAGGCUACCGGAACUGCUGUCGACUGGGUUCAGAUGAUUGGGAUGAAGCCUGGUCCGGAUUCUAUUGGCAUCGUUGCUGUUUCCCGCAACUGUAGUGGGGUGGCAGCACGAGCCUGCGGUCUUGUGAGUCUUGAGCCCACGAAGGUCGCUGAAAUUCUUAAAGAUCGUCCAUCUUGGUAUCGUGACUGCCGAUGUGUUGAGGUAGUUAGUGUAAUUCCUACAGGAAAUGGAGGGACAAUUGAGCUCAUAUAUAUGCAGACUUAUGCACCAACUACAUUGGCAGCAGCACGAGACUUCUGGUCGCUGAGAUAUACUACAAGUUUGGAAGAUGGCAGUCUUGUGAUAUGUGAGAGGUCGUUGACAUCUUCCACUGGUGGCCCAACAGGACCUCCUGCUUCUAAUUUUGUCAGAGCUGAAAUGCUUCCUAGUGGCUUUCUUGUCCGACCUUGUGACGGUGGUGCCUCCAUUAUUCACAUUGUAGAUCAUGUUGAUUUAGAUGUUUGGAGUGUUCCUGAAGUUCUGAGGCCACUUUAUGAAUCAUCCAAAAUUCUUGCUCAGAAAAUGACCAUUGCUGCAUUGCGGCAUAUAAGGCAAAUUGCACAAGAGACGAGUGGAGAAAUUCAAUAUGGUGGAGGUCGUCAGCCGGCUGUUUUGAGGACAUUUAGUCAGAGACUCUGCAGGGGUUUUAAUGAUGCUGUAAAUGGCUUUGCUGAUGAUGGCUGGUCACUUUUGAGUAGUGAUGGCGUAGAAGAUGUGACCAUCAUGAUAAACUCAUCCCCAGGAAAAUUUCUUAGUUCUCAAUAUAACACCUCAAUGUUCCCUUCUUUCGGAGGAGGCAUACUUUGUGCCAAGGCAUCAAUGCUUCUGCAGAAUGUUCCUCCUGCAUUGCUUGUUCGCUUUCUAAGGGAGCAUCGCUCAGAGUGGGCUGACUAUGGGGUGGAUGCAUACUCCGCAGCAUGUCUUAAAGCUAGUCCUUAUGCUGUUCCUUGUGCAAGAUUAGGUGGCUUACCCAGUAGUCAGGUUAUUCUGCCUCUUGCUCAUACUGUGGAGCAUGAAGAGUUUCUGGAAGUUGUUCGGCUAGAGGGUCAUGCAUUCACGCCUGAAGAUGUAGCUCUGGUGCGGGAUAUGUAUUUAUUACAGCUAUGCAGUGGGGUUGAUGAAAAUGCUGUUGGUGCCUGUGCACAGCUUGUCUUUGCUCCCAUUGAUGAAUCAUUUGCUGAUGAUGCUCCAUUAUUGCCAUCUGGUUUUCGUGUCAUACCAUUGGAUCCUAAGACAGAUGCCCCUGGUGCUACUCGAACACUGGAUUUGGCCUCUGCACUUGAAGUAGGGCCUGGUGGUGCCCGUCCAGCUGGUGAAGCAGAUGUAAACAAUUACAACCUUCGAUCGGUUUUGACCAUCGCAUUCCAAUUUACUUUUGAGAACCACUUUCGUGACAAUGUGGCUGCCAUGGCUCGCCAAUAUGUUCGCAGUGUUGUUGGAUCUGUUCAGAGGGUUGCCAUGGCUAUUGCUCCCUCCCGGCUUAACUCAGAAAUGGGACUAAAAGGCCUGCCUGGUUCCCCUGAGGCCCUUACUUUAGCUCGUUGGAUAUGUCGAAGCUACAGAAUCCACACUGGUGGAGAUCUGUUCAGGGUUGAUUCACAAGCUGGUGAUGCCUUGUUGAAGCAACUGUGGCACCAUUCAGAUGCAAUCAUGUGCUGUUCCUUGAAAACAAAUGCUUCUCCAAUUUUUACUUUUGCCAACCAAGCUGGACUUGACAUGCUCGAAACUACUCUUGUUGCCCUGCAAGACAUAAUGCUGGACAAGAUUCUUGAUGAAGCUGGCCGAAAGAUUCUCUGCUCUGAAUUCUCUAAGAUCAUGCAGCAGGGAUUUGCAUACCUCCCAGCUGGAAUAUGCGUAUCCAGCAUGGGCAGGCCGGUGUCCUACGAGCAGGCCAUUGCAUGGAAGGUUCUCAACGAUGAUGAUUCCAACCACUGUCUUGCCUUCAUGUUCGUAAAUUGGUCUUUUGUGUGAUGAAAGACAUGUAUCACCUACUCUUUCUAGGUUUCUGACUAUGUGCUAAGUUAUAUAAAAUAUUAUUUGCAUCUAGAACUACCCAAGACAAUAUGGACCUGAAUGGAAUCACUGUAUGAUUUCAUGAAAUGCUUUUCUAUAUAACGUUAUCUGUGUUAGAUGUUUGCCUGCUGGCAUGAUUACGCUGUUUAUCUGAAUGUCA
This is a messenger RNA of Rubroshorea leprosula, 2991 nucleotides long. Lineage: Eukaryota; Viridiplantae; Streptophyta; Magnoliopsida; Malvales; Dipterocarpaceae. The record is from the annotation of a GenBank genome assembly.